This is a messenger RNA of Hordeum vulgare subsp. vulgare (domesticated barley), 2099 nucleotides long. Its product is annotated as phosphatidylinositol 4-phosphate 5-kinase 2-like. The coding region runs from base 203 to 1801 and encodes 532 amino acids. The transcript is spliced from 7 exons. Gene Ontology annotation, molecular function: phosphatidylinositol kinase activity. Gene Ontology annotation, biological process: phosphatidylinositol metabolic process. The record is from RefSeq and is a predicted model, not a curated record. NCBI's taxonomy places the organism in Eukaryota, Viridiplantae, Streptophyta, Magnoliopsida, Poales, Poaceae.
UUCAAAUCAAAUCAGAAUUCCCUCCGCCGUCCUCCUCGAUCUCUUCCCUCCCUCUCUGCAAUAUUGCUUUGCUUUUGCCUUUGGCCUUUGGCUUUCUCUGCUGCCGCUAAUGGCGUUGUUAAUGGCCGCCACCUCCCGGCUUUAACCCCUCGCUAAACCAUUUCUUCCUCCUCCUCCUCGUCUCUGCCUAAUCAACCGGUCCAUGCUGGAAAAAAUGAGGCGGGUGGCGCCGGCGGCCGUCGCUUCUGCCCACCACGGAGAUGAUGUCCACCAAGCCCACGACGGAGGCGCCCACUCCUCGCCUAGCUGCGCCUGCGCCUGCCCCUGCCGCCGCGGCAAGGCGGGCGCGUCCACCGUCGGCGACAAUGACGGCAGCCGCCCGUCGCCGGAGGCCAAAGGUGCCGCCUUGCCGCGGAUCUGCAUCCGGGACCCCGCCGGCCUCGAGGCCUCCGUCUCCGUGGCGUGGCCGGACGAGGCCGCCACGCCGCGCACCAAUCCGUCGCCGCCGCCGCCGCAGCAGCAGCAGCGGUGGAGGCGGCCCGGGAAGACCAUCUCCAAGGGCCACAGGAACUACCACCUCAUGCUCAACCUGCAGCUCGGCAUCAGGCACGCCGUGGGGCGGUCGGCGGCGAAGCCGAUGCGGGAGCUCGGCCGGGCCGACUUCGACCCCCGGGAGAAGUUCUGGACGCGGUUCCCGCCGGCGGGGUCCAGGACCACGCCGCCGCAUCCCUCCUACGAGUUCCGGUGGAAGGACUACUGCCCCAUGGUCUUCAGGCACAUGAGGAAGCUGUUCGGCGUCGACCCGUCGGACUACAUGCUGGCGAUCUGCGGGGACGACGCCCUGCGGGGGCUGUCGUCGCCGGGGAAGAGCGGGAGCUUCUUCUACCUCACGCAGGACGAGCGCUUCAUGAUCAAGACCGUCAAGAAAUCCGAAGUCAAGUUGUUGAUUCGGAUGCUGUCGAGCUACCACAAACAUGUUAAACGGCACAAGAACUCCUUGAUCACAAGGUUCUAUGGGGUUCACUCCGUGAAGCCAUAUGGUGGGCACAAGGUGCGGUUCAUCGUCAUGGGCAAUCUCUUCUGCUCGGACCACCGCAUCCAUCGCCGUUACGACCUGAAAGGCUCCUCCUACGGCCGGAAAUCCGACAGGUCUGAAGAAGAGACCGGCGAUGCAACCACGCUCAAGGACUUGGACCUCAACUUUGUGUUCCGGAUGCACCGCUCUCGGUAUAAAGAGCUUCAUGAGCAACUUAGGCGAGAUUGCGCGUUCUUGGAAUCGGAGGGGAUCAUGGAUUACAGUCUAUUGGUUGGGGUUCACUUUUGUGAUGAUAUUGUCCCUGCGUCAAAGAUGGCUUCAUCUACUUCUACUACUUCUCCUGAAGAGCUUUCAGCCAACGUGGUGUCGGCAUGCCAAGGCAGCGUCAGCAUGCCUGAGCCGUGCCUCUCAGCCAAAGAUUUGGACAAGUCGCCCGAUCACCGUGACUCCAGGAAACCGUUGGCCAGACUGGGCGCACACCUGCCAGCUCGAGCGGAGCGCACAUCCACGAGCGAUGUCGACCCGUUCCUCUCUGGCGGCGGGGGGGUCUCGUCGGGCCGGAGCAAGAGCCGGGGGGAAGCCUACGACGUCGUCCUCUACUUUGGGAUCAUCGACAUCCUCCGGGACUACGACAUCAGCAAGAGGCUGGAGCACGCGUACAAGUCGCUGCAGACGGACCCCGGCUCGAUCUCCGCGGUCGACCCGAGGCUCUACUCGCAGAGGUUCCGGGAUUUCAUGGGCAGGGUAUUCAUCAAGGAGUGCUAGUGUACCACAUAAGUUACCACAGUAAGGAAGAUGAAGAUGGUGGCUGAAUUUUUGAGACACAGCCAUGGGGAAGAGAGGAAGAGGUGGUGUGUGUAAAUAGUUUGUGUGAUCUGGUUAGUGAGGGGCAGAUGAGAUCCCUGCUUUUGUUUGUGUGCAUGUGUGUUGGAUUGGUUGGAGUGAAAGGGAGACAUGGCUGUCCUUUUUAUGCUUGAGAAAGGGAAGAUGAGUCUGGUGUGUGUAAGCCAUGGAUAUGAUAUGAUAUGAUAUGAUAAUAGGGAAGAAAGAUCUUGUACAGAUA